AUGGUCUCCAAAUCACGAAAGCGCUCGCAUACUAUUAUAGAGGACGAGCGCGCCGACUGCCCUUUCGAACUUCACAUUUCCUCGCUCCCGGUGGCACGCAUAGAGAAGAAUGAAAAGCCCUCGAAGAAUAAGAGUAAGCCUGUCAAGAAGAGCAAGAACGUGAACACCAGUGAGGAGGUGACGUUGUUUCAACCGUCACUGUUUGAGCCGACCGGCAAAUUUCGCUCCGACGCGACAAUGGGCGUUUACUACCACAUAGAGCCAGGAAAGGACUGGACUAGCAUGACGCGAUACCAUAGCUUCAUUCUGAACAAUGAGAAAUAUCUAAGUGGCGAAUUUGUCUUUGUGGCAAAUGAUAAUUGUAUAGCGCGAGGUAAACUAGGGGAAGAUCUGAAUGCGCAAGUUGGACUAUGCAAUGUCUGGGUCGCACAAAUCCUCGAAAUUCGGGCCCUGGACGAGCGUCAUGUUUAUGCACGCGUCUGCUGGAUGUAUUCCCCCGAUGAGCUGCCUGCAGGGCGUCAGCCGUACUAUGGCAAGAACGAAAUCAUUGCCUCGAAUCAUCUGGAUAUUAUCAAUGUUUUGAGCAUAGUCCACCGUGCUAAGGUUAGCCAAUGGAUCGAGGCGGACGACGAGGAAAUCCCGGAUGGCCUGUAUUGGCGCCAGGCGUUCGACUGUGGCACAUCACAGCUGUCUGCUAUUGCUCUCAUUUGCAGAUGUCGAACACCCGCCCAACCUGACAAGAUGCUCGUCGGCUGCACGAACAGCGACUGCGGAGAGUGGAUGCACAUUGACUGUUUACGUGAGGAUGUAUUGAAGCGUGUGCACGACCGAUUAGGCGCCGACAAGCCACAUAUACCUGUAGUGAAGAAGACGAACUCGACUGAUACAUAUUUGAGUAUCGAGCGACAGUCUGCCCAAGCGCCAUUAAACGCGGUCACGAUGGAAGACGAGCAGCCCUACGACAUAAUUUCCGUACAAGCCGAGACAAGCACUGGUGUACUGGCAAAGUGCCGCGAAGAAAUUGAUUCACGGUCGGCGGAACGGUCGGCGCCAGCGAUAUCACAAACCGCCAGGCACAGUAAACGUGCACCCAGGAAGAAAACGGGACGUCCACGGGAGUCUGACACGAAACUAUACCUUGAGCUCUUCCAGGCAACACUGCGCAUGAGCGACGGACCAAUGGUUUGGGAAAUCAAGGAUUUACGACCUAGCUUUGCUGGCAGUGCGAAGACGUGGUCAGAGUCAGUACUAUGCCUGCUAUGUGGCGCUGAUAUGAAAUAA
Molecule: messenger RNA, 1281 nt
Organism: Akanthomyces muscarius
Lineage: Eukaryota; Fungi; Ascomycota; Sordariomycetes; Hypocreales; Cordycipitaceae
Exons: 4
Coding region: 1-1281 (426 amino acids)
Molecular function (GO): chromatin binding
Source: RefSeq, a predicted model, not a curated record